AUGGCUGACUACGAUGAAUACGCGUUCUUGGAGGCAGCAGUGGACGGCAAGCUGCCGCCCCCGCCCGCGUUGGAGCCAGCAGAGAAGCCUCGGGACUCCAGCAGGAGUAAGGACGGCGGUAGAGAGGAGAAGGAACGCAGCAGCAAGGAGAAGAGGCACCGCAG
Messenger RNA from Monoraphidium neglectum, 164 nucleotides. RefSeq lists its product as hypothetical. The transcript has a single exon. The annotation marks the transcript as partial. Lineage: Eukaryota; Viridiplantae; Chlorophyta; Chlorophyceae; Sphaeropleales; Selenastraceae. The record is from RefSeq and is a predicted model, not a curated record.